Molecule: messenger RNA, 948 nt
Organism: Nezara viridula (southern green stink bug)
Lineage: Eukaryota; Metazoa; Arthropoda; Insecta; Hemiptera; Pentatomidae
Source: the annotation of a GenBank genome assembly
AUGGGAGAGCCGAAUGGAGGUAGACACCAAUUGGUAGAAUCAGAGCUGAUUCCGAACAGCCUAAAAAUAGUGUUGUCUGCCAAGGUUAAGAGAGAGCUCGCGCCAUCCCGAUCAGGUUUCGGUCCCAGAAGAGGAAGGCACACAGAGAUCCUUGACUCGAUUCUCGCCGCCGCAGAUCGACCUCCAGCUGCCGUAAUGAGGCUGACAACUAACGGGCUUCGGGAGCGGAAAAGGGAGAGGAGACGGAGAACUCCACUAAUUGACCAGAACGGAAGUAAUCAAUUGGGAGAGGCCCCGGGAGCCGGCUACAAUUACAAUCCGGUGACGUCACCUCAAGUCUGUACCGUAAGAACUGUAUUCGGUUUCAGUGUAACAGUUAAUAAAGAGCAGGAUGUCGUUCCAGUAACAGGCUAUAAAAAGAAGGGCCGAAUGCCCACUACCCAUUACCCAUUACCCGCUACCCACUGCCCACUACCCAAGACCCAAUACCCAACUGCUUCUCAGGGGACGGCUCCUUACCAUUCACUUUAUGGCUAUAGUGAAACUUUGCUCACUGUGAGUGUUUCCAAGAUCCAUAGAUCUGACCGUAUCGUCAAAAUCGAGAUAGACCUGACCUAUACCCAGAGACGAGACCGAGCGGAACCUGUUACCUUGAGAAGACUAUUAAUCAAGACUCACCUGCCGCAGUCGAUAUUUCAGCUGCUGAGCACACAGCUGCAAGAAGUCGUGAACUUGCGGAAGGCAGACAAUAGGAAGCACAACCGCAUCCUCCGCGGCACGGCUAUGGCUUCCGAUCCCUGCUAUAUGGUCAGCACUUCUCCUACCGGACGUCCGCUCCCGGAAAUCCUACCGCAACAGGCCCUCGGUGCGUUACGCAUUUUGGCUGUGAGGGGAGGUGGAUGGGAAGGGGGGGUGUGGCCCACUAUCCGGUUAGAUUUCCUCAUUUAA